Capsella rubella is the source of this 768-nucleotide messenger RNA. RefSeq names its product transcription factor CPC. The record is from RefSeq and is a predicted model, not a curated record. Gene Ontology annotation, molecular function: transcription cis-regulatory region binding. Gene Ontology annotation, biological process: cell differentiation. The coding region runs from base 315 to 599 and encodes 94 amino acids. The transcript has 3 exons. Gene Ontology annotation, cellular component: nucleus. NCBI's taxonomy places the organism in Eukaryota, Viridiplantae, Streptophyta, Magnoliopsida, Brassicales, Brassicaceae.
CCCGUAUAUAUAUAUACUAUAAAACAAUGGAGGAUGAUAAUGUUAAUAUAGUAAAGUAACUAUUCUAGGAAUUUAAAUCAGACACGCGCAGUUAUAUAAUAAUCUGUUCGAUUUCCUUUUCCUUUUCGAGCCCCGUCUCUCUCUCUCUUUCUCUCUCUUUCUCUCUCUCAAUACUCUCUUCCUUUCCAAGAAAAACACAAAGCUUGCUUAUUAAUCCAAGAUAACUAUUAUUGUUUCUCGAGAUUUAUUCUCUCCCUCUCUCUCUCUCUCUCUCUCUCUUUCUCUGUUUUGUGUUUACGACGACGGAUUAGAUCAUGUUUCGUUCCGAGAAGACGGAAAAAAUGGAUAAACGCCGACGGAGACAGAGCAAAGCCAAGGCUUCUUGUUCCGAAGAGGUAAGUAGCAUCGAGUGGGAAGCUGUGAAGAUGUCGGAAGAAGAAGAAGAUCUCAUUUCUCGUAUGUAUAAACUCGUUGGCGACAGGUGGGAGUUGAUCGCCGGGAGGAUCCCGGGACGGACGCCGGAGGAGAUAGAAAGAUAUUGGCUUAUGAAACACGGCGUCGUUUUCGCCAACAGACGAAGAGAGUUUUUUAGGAAAUGAUUUUUUCCCCCAUUAUUAAAAAACAAAAAAAAAGUUUUCCACUCCUUAAUUUCUCAAGACAAGAAAAAAAAGGAAAUGUACCUGUCCUUGAUUUUUACUAUUUUGGAAUGUAUAAUUAUCAAUAUAAAUAUAAUUUGCUUAGGAUUCAAUUUACCUGUCCUUUAUCUUC